Drosophila suzukii is the source of this 1064-nucleotide messenger RNA. The record is from RefSeq and is a predicted model, not a curated record. Lineage: Eukaryota; Metazoa; Arthropoda; Insecta; Diptera; Drosophilidae.
CUGGAAGUCGAGAUAAAAGAUCUGCAUGAUCACAAAGAUGGGAAGGAAAUCCAAGAAGACAUUCCCAAGGAAUCCGGAGGUCCAAAAGACCAUCAAAAGUGAACAGGAUCAUAGCGAUGCACAGUCCGCUGUUUUUAUAAAAACAGAAGAUCCCCUUGAAGAAACUUAUCAGCGGACUGAGUUUUAUGAGGUGGUCAUGCUAGAUGCAGAUUCGGUUAAGAAGGAGUAUGCCGUUGAGGAUCAGGAUGAGGAAGACCACGAUCCAGAGGAGAAGAUAAGCUAUCAUUUGGCAGGACCACCAAAACUCUGCUCAAAGUGCUGGGAGGGUUUUCCCAUCGAAGAGUUUGCCAAUCAUGACUGCAUGGGAGUCAACGCUCCACAAGAGGAGGAUGAGAUCAGCUACCAUUUGCCUGGCCCACCAAAAAUGUGCUCAACAUGCUUGGAGGCUUUUCCCAUCGAAGAGUUUCCCACCCACAACUGCAAGGACAUCAAUGCAGACAAAUAUCCCUGCAAAAUAUGCCCGCGAAAGUUCCGCUACAAAUCUCUCCUAAUGGUACAUUUAAAAAGCCACCUUAAACUGCAAAAGGGCGAGAGAAUCCCGGAACUAGAGGCAAUAAAACCAGAAAAAACGAAAGCUCAAUCGACCAAACAUAACUUGGAGUUCUUGGAGUACUCACCCACACCAAGGGGGAAGUUAUCUCGACGGAGGGCAGAGAUGAUGAAGCGCAGCGAAAUGCGAAUCAAACAGAAACUUUGCCACUAUUGUCCCAUAGCCUUCUCCAACGAAUCUCAUCUGGAGAAGCACCUGAGGGACCACCAUGCUGAUCUUAUUAAUUCGGCCGAGCUAAUAAUCCCAGAUGAAAAUUUCGAUAGCACAGAACUGAUCUUCAUCAAGUUAGAGAAUGAGGAAACGUCAUAAUACAGAAAGGUUUCCUUUAUUAUAAUCAGUUAUAAAUAGUAUAUUAUAUAUAUACACAAAAAUUGUAAUUGAUAUUUAUAGUUAUCUAUAUCCGUACUAUAGACUAGAUUUCAUAGCUUUAUAUAAGAAACGACUAAUUCAAAAC